GAAUUGAUAUAAAUUCUCAAGCAGAGCUAGGGACUGCAGAUGGUCCAAGCCGAAAUCUUCUUUUCUCCCUUCACCCCAAUCCGGCCCCACUCCCUGAAACUAGGAAUAGGGAGGGCAUUUCGAGGAAGCGAAACUGAAAGUUCGAAGGCAACCUCGGCAGAGAGGUGGGGGCUGGGAACUGACAGCGCCAUUUCCCCUCACUUCUCUCUGCUUGCCAGUUAUCCCUUCCAGAGCCCUGAACAUACGUCGCAGCCCCGGCUCUUCAGCUCAAGAGUCCCGACCCUGCCCCGAUGGCCACUGACCGUGCUGCCCAAGGCCCGACCUAUCCGGUCCUGGUCCGGGUGUCCAAGCUCUGUGCUGGACUGGAGAAGAAGCUGCAAAAGUACUUCCAGAGCCCGCGGAAGUCCGGGGGAGGCGAGUGCAUGGUCAAAGCCGGCCCCACCGAAGGCACUUUCUGGGUAGAGUUUUUGGAAAAAGAAGCCAAGGAAAGAGUGAUAGCAAAGAGAGAUCACACUGUGGAGAUCAGUGAUACAUCAAGUGUGAACGUCUUCCUAGAAACAAAUGAAAAUUCAGAAGAGAAGAACACUUUGGGGAUAAACCAGCUUUCCUCCCAGACUCAGUCACUCCCAAAAGAAUUUCUAGAUGAGAAGGAGCAUCCAGAAGAAAGAGGGGCCUCUAAUUCCUCUAUACAAAAGGUAUUUCUUCGUGUGGAAGCCCACCUGAACUUCAGCCUGGCUAAAGAGCAAAGGGAGAAAAUUAUCAACCUCUGUCCAAACCUCAAUAUAGAGGAAGGCCAUGAUGGAGCUGAUAAAGUGAUUGGUGACUACCAAGAUAUUGAAAAAAUUUAUCAAUUCUUAAGUGAAUGGAUCCUGGGAAAUGACCAGAAAGAAGAUAUCCCCCACUCAGCCUCAGCAAGAGAAAUCAAGGAAACGAUGCCUAAUGACUUGGACAGUCCUUUUCUUCACUCAAACUCAAAAGACAGAACAGAAGAGUCAGAUCUUAUCUCAGUUCCUUCACAUUUGUAUGACUAUUUUAAAUAUUUCUUUGCUGAAACUCUGGAAAGAAUAGAAAAAGAACACAAAGUAGACAUCAAAAAGACUUUUACAUAUCCUACGGGCAAUGUUUGUUUAGAUUUCAGGACAAAUAAGCCUGCAGACAGAAAAGCAGCUAAAGAAGCUUUUACCACUGUGUUUCAGAGGGAAAUACAGAAUGUGACUUCUAAUGAUGUUCAUUUCACAGAUGAUAAGCUGGCACUUGAAAUCCAAACAACACUGACCAACAUGUUUAAAAACCUCUAUAUUAAAGCAGAAGGAAAGGUCUUAACUCUCCGGGGAAACACAAAGGACAUUUUAGAAGCUAAACAGUUAAUUGAAACAAACUUCUCCCACAAACAACCUGUGAAAAUAAUGGUUUCUGAAAACAUGAUGAGAAAUGGAAUUGAAGUAGAUACUACUCACCUGCGUCUUCUACUCCAAGAAAUCACAGAAAUAGAGAAAAAAUAUGACACUACAAUGGAGUUGGUGAACAAACCCCUAACUGGGAAAACCCUCAUUGUAUUUAAACCAAAAGACAAAGGUCUAGAUCUCUCUGCACAUGCUUAUGAAUAUUUCAUUGAUGUCUUUCAGAUGAUCUCACCUCAGAUUGUCAAAGAGGUUGUUAUCCUAAAGCCAUUAAAUGAAGAGAGAAAGGGUUGGUCUGAAAAGACAAUCUUUGAAGACUUUGAAACAAAACACCCCCAUGUAAACUUGGAGUGGAAUGAACAAAAACCGAUAUUGACUGGUUUGCCCAAGUACCUUUCAGAAGCAUUGAAAUAUUUUAAGAGAUAUUUUUAUAUUGAAAGUCCUGUUCAGCAAAGACCAGCUCUCUCCCUUGAAGGGAAUUUGAAUGAAGGCCUCAAAUCCCCUUUGGACAAAAAUUAUGAUGAUUUCAAGAUGGCUUUACCUCCUUCCAAGGGAUUGCCUACUUAUGGGGACUUAGAAAAAGAGAAGGAGGAAGAGAAGGAGAAGUGUGCCAUUUGUAUGGAAAUCAUUCAACACAAAGAAAUCCUCCCAAAGUGCAAGCAUGAGUUCUGUGGCCCUUGUAUCAAAGAGGCCAUGAAACAUAAGCCACUGUGCCCUUUAUGCCAGACUUCCUAUGGUAUUGUGAAAGGGAAUCAGCCAGAUGGAACAAUGUCAGUCAUUCGUCGCUUUUAUUCACUUCCAGGUUAUAGUUUAUGUGACACUAUUGAGAUUCGUUAUGACAUGAUUGGAGGCAUACAAACGGAAGAUCAUCCCAACCCAGGAAAAUACUAUGGAGGAACAAGCCGACUGGCAUACUUGCCAAAUAAUGAAGAAGGACAGCACAUUUUGAAUCUCCUCAAAAGAGCUUUUGAACAAAAGCUGAUUUUCACAGUAGGACAGUCUCGGACAUUAGGAACCAAUGAUGUGAUCACUUGGAAUGAUAUACAUCAUAAAACUCAAAUACACGGUGGGCCAGAAAACUUUGGCUACCCGGAUCCCAACUAUCUGAAACGAGUUAAACUGGAACUGAAGGCAAAAGGAAUUGAGUAAGAGCGCUGACUUCAAGGAUGCCUUGAGAGCUGGGCUUGCAAAAGCUGUAGCUGUGGAAAGGAACCAAAACAAUCAUGAAUAUAUGUUUAUAUAGGCACCAUUUAGAGAAAAAUAAAAGAAUUUGAGAAGAUAUUA
Messenger RNA from Dromiciops gliroides (monito del monte), 2684 nucleotides. It is a transcript of the gene DTX3L, whose product is annotated as deltex E3 ubiquitin ligase 3L. The transcript has 5 exons. The record is from RefSeq and is a predicted model, not a curated record. Bases 291 to 2549 code for a protein of 752 amino acids. Gene Ontology annotation, biological process: Notch signaling pathway; protein ubiquitination. NCBI's taxonomy places the organism in Eukaryota, Metazoa, Chordata, Mammalia, Microbiotheria, Microbiotheriidae.